Messenger RNA from Paraglomus brasilianum, 1920 nucleotides. Lineage: Eukaryota; Fungi; Glomeromycota; Glomeromycetes; Paraglomerales; Paraglomeraceae. The record is from the annotation of a GenBank genome assembly.
AUGGCUUUUCUAGGAUCAUUAGAUAAAGAGGAAUACAGCAACAACAAGUCACUUGAGGCUUUUUUGAAAGAUUUCUACAUUCCGACUCUGACUGAGAUUGUGAAAACGAUCAGAAAGAGUGAGUCAGCUCUUGAUUUUCCCAGAUAUUAUACAUCAGGUCGAGACGAUUGGAAAGCCCUACAAAUUGUAUCAAGCAAAUUAAUUCACAUCCAGCAGCAUCUGCUUGUGCUUCAAGGUAGAGGAUAUGGACGUAUGAUGACCAAGCUUGUUGAACAAACGCUCGAGUCGCGGAGAGAUGAAUCAUCAGAUAGUUAUGAAUUACAAGAAUCCGUCAUCCGCCUCCAUAAAUAUGCAUUAGGCAUUUGCGAAUUACAAGAAUACGUCGUCCGUCUCGAAAAACUGGUGAAAAUAGACGAAUUACAAAAUACGAUGGCAUCCAUACCAGAUCCGAGUAAAUCGCGAGGACCUGGCGUUCGGCCCGAAAAUAUGCGGGAUACCAUAGCAUCCGUAACACGUAGUAUUGAGAUACCAAUAAAGAAUAUAUCCGAUUUUAGUAGAGAAGAACCGGUUAUAAAUGGAAAAAUAGUAAGAAAGUUAUAUCAUCGACAGCAACAAGUGGCGCAGAAAUUUUUGGGCCAGGUUAAAGCGACCGAAAAAGAUAAUAUCAAUUUGAUGCUUGGAAUUUUGAAAUUGAUGGACGAUUGCGAAAAUGUGUUAAAAUUUAUAGGCACGCUUCAAAAUAGGGGUUCACUAUAUAUGAUUACUCAAUGGUGUGAAAAUGGCAAUCUCAAGGACUAUCUUAAAAACGCUCCCGCAAACUUGGAUUGGUCCAUAAAACUUAAAAUAGCCACUGGAAUUGCCAAUGGACUUGUCUUUUGUCACGAUCGAGGAGUACUCCAUCAUGACUUGAGAAGUCAUAACAUUCUACUCGAUGACAGAUUAUGUCCAAAACUUUCUGGGUUUCUGCUGAGCAGAUUUAAAAUAGCUUCGCCGAAGAAUCGGAGGCCUAAAUAUAUAGUAUAUUUUCCACCAGAAAAGAUCGCUGACAUCGAACAGCCAUAUAGGGCCCCCGGUGAUAUAUACAGUUUUGGGAUACUUCUAUGGGAAAUCGCAUAUCAAAAAAAACCGAUGAAGGAUAAAUCGAACAAGGAUAUCGUACAGCUCAUUUUGAACGGUGGCCGUCCAGAAAGCACUGAAAAGAUUGAGAUCAUAGAGGAAUACGAGAAAAUUAUGAAAGAGGCGUGGAGUCAAGAACCGGACAAGCGUCCAGAAGCUGAUGAAGUAUACGAGAAGCUGUUGAAAUUGUCUAAUGAGCGUGGGUUAAACUCCCCAACCGAACACCCGUCAACUGAAUCACCUCGCGAAAACUCGGCAUCUGAGCUGCUGCCAUGUUUGGGUGAAGGCGUACCAGACAUAGAAGAAAUUAAGCAAUUGCAUAGAGCUGGAAGAUACGAAGAGGCCUUUGCUAAAUUCACCAAGCUGGCCGAAUCUGGCAAUGCUGAGGCCUUUCACUAUAUAGGACUGUAUUACGAAGAGGGAUUUUGCGUUGAAGCAAACGAAGCCACUGCCAUGAAUUAUUAUGGAAAAGCUGUUGAUCGAGGCCAUAUCAAGUCAGUUUAUAAGUGCACCGAACUUAGCUUGCGUCGCUCGUCCAAGUACGUGGAAAAAGCUGCGAACGAUUACUAUGCCUUUUCCCCCAGUUUCGGAAAAUGCCAAAUCAUGGAUAGUGGCUCUAGCCUACGUCUGAAUAUUCCAUUCUCAGGCUCUGUAUUACCAAAAUAUCUUUCAACUGACGAGAAACUUGCGGUAGUGGAACAAAGACUGCUUGGAGUAGAAUUCUUUUUAACGGAAUACGUAGACGAUGUCGUAAAAGAUGAAAAGGCUAUGAAGGGUGUUGGUGAGAAGGAUACAAACGUUUGA